Molecule: messenger RNA, 597 nt
Organism: Rhipicephalus sanguineus (brown dog tick)
Lineage: Eukaryota; Metazoa; Arthropoda; Arachnida; Ixodida; Ixodidae
Product: basic proline-rich protein-like
Exons: 8
Coding region: 1-597 (198 amino acids)
Source: RefSeq, a predicted model, not a curated record
AUGGCGGCAGGGGUUCCCCCACCAGCAGCACCACCCCGACAAGCACCUCCACCUGGCCCACUGCCACCUGUCAUGGGGGGCCCUAGAGCACCGGGGGGUCCAGCAAUAGCAGGACCACCGCGUCUAGAACUUCCCCCUGGCAUUCAGCCACCUCAAAUUGGUGGACCCGGACCACCAGCGGGACCGUCCCGUCCAGGACCUCCACCUGGGCCCCCGCCACCUGUCAUAGGGGCCCCUAGACCACCGGGGGUUGCCCCACCAGCAGCACCACCCCGACAAGCACCUCCACCUCGGCCACCGCCACCUGUCAUGGGGGGCCCUGGAUCACCGGGGGUUCCAGCAAUAGCAGGACCACCGCGUCCAGAACUUCCCCCUGGCAUUCAGCCACCUCAAAUUCGUGGACCGGGAGCACCAGAGUCCGCAGCAUCCUCCGCCGCCUAUUGCCCACCUGGUGCCACAGACAGCGAGGACUGCGAAGGCCGCCUUUCACCUGGAAGUUGGAGGGACGAGGAAGCAGGUAUGCGAAGCAAGUGCGAGACAAACUGGCGCACCACUUCGUCGCAGACGGUCAAGUUCCCUGGCAAGACAAAGUGGUGA